GAAAUAUUGAUAAGUGUGAUGAAGACAAUAUUGAGGAUGAAGCUGAAAAAAUUAUAACCAUUCAAGAAACUUUAGAAUUACAAAAAUUCCGUGCGAAAGGGAAAGGUGUUUCUGUAGAUAGACUUGCCGUUGCUGAAGAUGCCGAAGAACGAAAAAAGAAAAAAGAACUUGAACUGAAGGAAAAGUCUGCAAUCAGGGACGGGCAGAUGUCCUUAGGCGGUUUUUCAGUCGGCGGGAAAAAGUCUGCAUUUUCAACGACUCUUUACAUGGAGAAGUACGUAGAACAACAAUUAGCAAAGCGGCUGGGCAAAACUGUACCGGAAGACGAAAAUAAAGAAGAUGAAGAGUUUGAUUUGGAAGAAUAUAAAGCAAUGCAAAAACGUAUGGAAAAGGAAGAAAUGCUUUCUAGCUCGAUGCUCUCUGGAAUACCAGAGGUCGAUUUGGGAUUGGAAGCGAAACUUAAAAAUAUAGAAGCUUUUGAAAAAGCUAAACAUCAACUUUUGAAUAAACUUAACGAACAACCAAAAUAUAAAGUCGAUCCAUUUCUCGCUGGAACUCGAUUUCAACUUUUAUAUGAAACGGAAGAAAAUGAAAAAAAUAGUAAAGAAUCCAAUAAUUUUCAAGCCACAGAUGACAAAGCC
This is a messenger RNA of Zophobas morio, 641 nucleotides long. RefSeq names its product splicing factor C9orf78 homolog. The annotation marks the transcript as partial. The record is from RefSeq and is a predicted model, not a curated record. NCBI's taxonomy places the organism in Eukaryota, Metazoa, Arthropoda, Insecta, Coleoptera, Tenebrionidae. Gene Ontology annotation, cellular component: spliceosomal complex. Gene Ontology annotation, biological process: mRNA splicing, via spliceosome. The transcript has 9 exons.